AUGAAUAAUACAACGAUACUUCAAAAUCAUACUCAUUCAAAUCCAUUCAAUGAGGAUGCACAUGUUGCUUACAAAGACACCUUGGAGAGAGGGAUGCUCAUUGUCUCCAUGGUGAUCUACAGUCUUGCCUUUGUCUUAGGAGUCCUAGGAAAUGGACUGGUCAUUGUCAUCACUGGCUUCUGUAUGAAGAGGACGGUCAACACGGUCUGGUUCCUCAACUUGGCCAUUGCCGAUUUCAUCUUCACCUUCUUCCUGCCACUGAGUAUUGUCUAUACCGCCCGGGAUUUUGACUGGCCACUUGGAGAGGCCAUGUGCAAGAUCAACAGCAGCCUAGCCUUCUUCAAUCUCUAUGCCAGUGUUUACCUCCUCAUGGUCAUCAGUGUGGACCGUUGUCUUUCUGUGCGGUGCCCAGUGUGGGCUCGAAAUCACCGGACACCCCAGCUGGCUUACUUGGUGGCCUUGGUUGUUUGGGUCCUGGCUUUGGCGUUGUCUUCUCCAAAUUUCUAUUUCAGAGGGACUAGUCAAAGCAGAUUUCAUGAUAAGAUUGUGCUUGUGUGCACUGGGAAUUAUGGCCCCACAAAGGAACACCAACAAUUUACUCUGAAGGCCAUGACUAUCAGCCGGUUCAUCUUUGGCUUCGCCAUCCCCUUCAGUGUCAUUGUGUUUUGCUAUGGGGCCAUUGUCUUGAAGCUCAGGAGCACCCAUCUGGCCCCAUCCAGCAAGCCACUCAAGAUCAUCACAGCAGUGAUCGUGGCCUUUUUCGUCUGCUGGUUCCCCUAUCAUGUCUUUGCUUUCCUUGAGCUAAAUGAACAUGGUACUCCUUUGGUAGUUAUCGGCUCAAUCCUGACAACAAGCUUGGCUUAUUUGAACAGCUGUCUCAACCCCAUCCUGUACGUUUUCAUGGGGCAUGAUUUCAAGGAGAAGCUGAGACGCUCCCUCCGCACUGUGUUGGAACAUGCCUUCCUUGAAGAGAGCAACCUGAGCACAACAAAUACCAAGGUCAUUCCUUCAACGGAGCUGGAGCUCCUGUCGUGA
Molecule: messenger RNA, 1035 nt
Organism: Hemicordylus capensis (graceful crag lizard)
Lineage: Eukaryota; Metazoa; Chordata; Lepidosauria; Squamata; Cordylidae
Product: chemerin-like receptor 1
Exons: 1
Coding region: 1-1035 (344 amino acids)
Biological process (GO): phospholipase C-activating G protein-coupled receptor signaling pathway; complement receptor mediated signaling pathway; positive regulation of cytosolic calcium ion concentration
Cellular component (GO): plasma membrane
Molecular function (GO): complement receptor activity; N-formyl peptide receptor activity
Source: RefSeq, a predicted model, not a curated record